Molecule: messenger RNA, 798 nt
Organism: Hydra vulgaris (swiftwater hydra)
Lineage: Eukaryota; Metazoa; Cnidaria; Hydrozoa; Anthoathecata; Hydridae
Molecular function (GO): protein dimerization activity
Source: RefSeq, a predicted model, not a curated record
AUGCUCCAAUCACAGGCUUUAGACUUGUCGCUUGCUCUAGAGCAUUUAAACGCUACCAAAUCUUUCCUAUGCGAUUAUCGCUGUGAUGAAGAAUUUGCCGCAAUGGUUGAAAAUGCAAAAAAAUUGGCAGUUGAACUAGAAAUUUUUGAAGGAUUUGAUGUGGAUGAUCCCGUACGCGUACGCAGAAAGAGUAAACAAUUCCUAUACGAAGGUCGUGAUGAACCGAUAGUAUCACCAGAACAAAACUUCAGAGUAUCUUUUUUCAAUCGAAUAUUGGACAUCGCAAUUCAAGCAAUAAAUGAAAGAUUUACGCAAUUAUCGGAAUAUAACGAGUUAUUUGGGUUUCUUUACAAUAUCGGCAGCAAACCCUUAACGGAUGAUGAGUUAUUGAAACACUGUAAGGACUUGCAUUUAGCGCUUAUGUCUGAUGGCCAAUCUGAUAUCAACGGGGUCGAACUUUGGUAUGAAAUUAAAGCUAUUGGGAGACGACUUGAUACUUCCAAUAGCGAUCCAAAAAGUGUAUUAAAAUGUAUUUACACAACUAAUGUUGUCGAAGUAUUCCCAAACCUUUCGAUAGCUCUUCGCAUACUACUAACGUUACCAGUCACAGUUGCCAGUGCUGAAAGAAGCUUUUCAAAGCUGAAAAUAAUAAAAUCCUAUUUGAGAUCACAAAUGUGUCAAGAUCGUUUAGUUAGUCUAGCUACGAUUUCCAUCGAGAAAGAAAUUGCUGAUCAUUUAGACAUAGAAGAUUUGGUUAAAGAUUUCGCAGAAUUAAAAGCUAGGAAAAUUCACUUUUAA